AUGGCUACCGACAUCAAAGCAACUCCAGCCGACACUGAACUCGCGUUCAUCACUGCCACCAAUCCAGACCCGUACCUGAUCGCCUUCAAUGACCUCGACACCGAUAACCCAAAGAAUUGGCCCACCCGCCGCAAGUGGGCUGUAACAAAUGUUCUCUCGGUGACAGGCUUCAACCGCAUCCUCGUCUCAACAGUAAUGGCCCCCGCACUCUCCAUAAUCGCAAAGGAUCUAUCCAUGACACCUACUCAAUCCGUUAUGGCGUUGAGUAUUUAUCUCCUCGCGACAGCGUUUGGACCGCUUGUCAUUGGUCCUUUGUCUGAGGUCUAUGGCAGGAAGACGAUUUUGCAUGUUUCGAAUAUUUGGUUUCUUGUUUGGAAUGUUGCUUGUGGUUUUGCAAAUACGAAGGAACUACUUAUAGGGGCGAGAUUCUUGGCUGGGUUUGGAGCGAGUGCGGUUUAUGCGCUUGGGGGAGGCGUUUUAGGUGAUAUUUGGAGGCCCGAUCAGAGAGGGAAGUCGCUUGGUUGGUAUAUGGUUAUCCCUCUGAUCGGUGCUGCCGUCGGACCUGUCAUUGGAGGAUUCAUGACAGAUCGCGUCUCGUGGAGAUGGAUGUUCUGGUCAACCUCAAUCUUCCAAGUUGCCAUGGCCGCUCUCUCGUUCACCACCUUCAAGGAAACAUAUGCUCCAGCCAUCCUGAAGCAGCGAGCCAAGAAGCUCCGAGAUGAAACCGGCGAGCCAUACUACACAUAUGAAGAACGUGCACAAGAAGGAAUGAGCGUCAGAAAGAUCCUCAACCAAGCCAUGACCCGUCCCCUUCGUCUUUUGAUUUUCCACCCCAUUAUCCAACUCACAGCCAUAAUCUCCGCAAUCGGCUACGGCCUUCUCUACAUCGUCCUCACAAGUUUCGCAGAGCUCUGGACCAAACAAUACAACCAAUCCGUCGAAAUCAGUGGUCUGCACUAUAUAUCCUGCGCACUAGGCGAAUUGAUCGGUUCUCAAGUCGGCGCACCACUAAUGGACUACUUAUUCCGCAGAAUGGAACGUCGCUCAGGCCAGCAUCACCCCGAACACAGAGUGCCUCUAAUGCUGAUCUUCGCCCUCGUCGCACCCAUCGGUUUUGUUACCUACGGGUGGUGCGCACAGUUCAAAGUCCACUGGAUCUGGGUCGAUGUCGCAAUGUGCAUCACCAUGUUCGGCAUGCAAAUCUCAGGGAUGCCGUUACAAGCUUACAUGAUGGACUCGUACCCUGAUCAUACGUCCAGUGCGAUUGCGGCCCAGCAGUUUCCAAGGAGCUUGGCUGCGUUUUUGUUUCCGUUGUUUACGCCUAAGAUGUAUGCUGUGCUUGGGUAUGGGUGGGGGAAUAGUGCUAUGGCCUUGGCAGAGUUGGGGUUGGGUGUUGCUGCGCCGGUUUUGCUUUGGAGAUUUGGGGCUCGGUUGAGAGCGAGGGCAACGUCGAGUUUGUAA
Fusarium coffeatum is the source of this 1461-nucleotide messenger RNA. RefSeq lists its product as uncharacterized. The transcript is spliced from 2 exons. The record is from RefSeq and is a predicted model, not a curated record. Gene Ontology annotation, biological process: transmembrane transport. Lineage: Eukaryota; Fungi; Ascomycota; Sordariomycetes; Hypocreales; Nectriaceae. Gene Ontology annotation, molecular function: transmembrane transporter activity. Bases 1 to 1461 code for a protein of 486 amino acids. Gene Ontology annotation, cellular component: membrane.